Molecule: messenger RNA, 2911 nt
Organism: Procambarus clarkii (red swamp crayfish)
Lineage: Eukaryota; Metazoa; Arthropoda; Malacostraca; Decapoda; Cambaridae
Product: molt-inhibiting hormone
Biological process (GO): circadian rhythm
Cellular component (GO): extracellular region
Molecular function (GO): neuropeptide hormone activity
Source: RefSeq, a predicted model, not a curated record
UACAUUCAUUAAACUACUUUUGGCAACCCUGAAUAUCUAUACCCCAGAGGUGUUACCUGCUUCUCUGUGUAUAUACACUUAAGUUUACUUUAAUUCUGGACCCAAUAUAUUAUGUCUAGAACUAUACUAUACCACAUCUAUGGUAUACUUGGUGGGUGGUCAGUACGCUAAUGUGUUGCCAUGAUAACCCUCCGUAAGAUGAUUGCCAUUAAGCCCAACACCAAACUAACCAUGUGCUACGGACCACAGGCAUACAUACACCGAGUUAUACAACUGUAUAUUGUAAGGAUUCACCAUAGCCCGUGCUACAUAGAACUUUUUAUUCCGAGUAGCUGAAUCUAAAACAACUACAACUGUAUAUUGCCUAUCUGUGUAUAAACAAAGUUUACUUUAUUGUGUUCAAGACUAAGGUCAUCUUCCUUGGUUGAUCAGUAGGCAACUGUGGCUGUCUAACCUUCCAGAGGCUGAUAAGCACUAAGCCCGGGCCAAAAGUACUGCCUUUGUCACUCUAAGCUGCCAACUUCUGAGUACAAGAACAUGUUGUACUCAGUAAUUUAAGUCAAGCACUAAUAUUUGUUCCAGUCAACACUUGUCAGAUCAUCGUACCAUGACGAUGUUCUCGAUAAAAGACGCAAUAGAACCAAACGUUCACUACCUAUAGAAGAGGACUCGCCCCAACAUUACAUAAAAUCCUCAGUCUGAGGAACGGCUCUGACAUCGACUGUUAAUUCGUCAUUGGUGAAGCUGGAAGCGAGGUGCUGGAAGACUUACAUUUACAGUACAUUCUUGUACAGCCAUUAGUACGCAUAGCGUUUCGGGCAAAUACUUAAUCUUAAUUUUCCCUGGAAUACGACCCGCCAAAUCGUUUAACAACCAGGUAUACCCAUUCACUACUGGGUGAACAGAGACGUACAGUUAAGGAUUGGCGCCUAGUCAAUCCUCCCCGGCCAGGAUAUGAACCUAGAAUGGUACUCCACCUUCCCUUGUCCUGCAUCAGCCGGCUGACUGCUGCGUCUCAGUUAAUGUGUUAGCUCUGUGUUGCAAAAUAUUUUCGUCUGUUAUCCUUGUUGUUAAACGAGUUAACCAGAAAAGAUGUAAUACGAGGUACUGAAGGUUUGGUGUUGGGCUUGAAGCCUAUGAAACUACUCUAGUGGGUCAUUAAGACCAUUACAAAAGCUUACUGAUUUAAGAAUAUAUACGCCGAGAAGUGGAUUGAAACUAUGGUUGUAAGAAUUUUAAACGACUGCUGCACCACUAUUAGAGCUGUAUAGAAAUACAACUGCUGACGUAGAGGUGUCUACAAGAAAACUGCUCCGGAGACUGUUUAUCUUAGUUUAAGAGACGGUCGUGACGUUGACUUCUGACUAAUUACUAACAUUACGAAGUGAGUCAGUUACACCGCCCACUGAAGGUCCAGACCCUGAGGAGACGCAGAUGUGGUCGUUGGUGGUGGUGGUCGUGGUGGCGAGUCUGGGCUCGUCUGGUGUCCAUGGACGGUCCGUAGAAGGGUCGUCGCGACUGGAACAACUCCUGUCGUCUGGGUCGUCAUCGUCGGAACCUCUCAGCUUCCUCUCCCAAGAUCACAGCGUCAACAAGCGACAGGUGUUCGACCAGGCUUGUAAAGGCAUAUACGACAGAGCCAUCUUCAGGAAGCUUGAACUAGUGUGUGAUGAUUGUUACAACUUGUACCGCAAGCCCAAGGUCGCCACCACCUGCAGGGAAAACUGCUAUGCCAAUUCCGUAUUUCGUCAAUGCCUCGACGACCUUCUCUUGAUAAAUGUUGUUGACGAGUACAUCUCCGGCGUCCAAAUUGUCGGCAAGUAAGGUGACAGGUCUGUCACCCCGAGGGAAAGAGUACCCUUUGCCAACCAUACGUUCCCACCUACACCAGCUCUACGAUGUGCCCUGCUGCAUCUACCUUUACGACUUGUCCCUCCUCAACCACCAGUACGACUUGGCCCCCUUAUCUACCAGAAGAUCUUUGCCCCCGCAUCCAUCAGUACGACUUGGCCCCCCUCAUCCACCAGUACGACUUGGCCCCCUUAUCCACCAGAAGAUCUUUGCCCCCGCAUCCAUCAGUACGACUUGGCCCCCUCAUCCACCAGUACGACUUGGCCCCCCUCAUCCACCAGUAGGACUUGUUCCCCUCAUCCACCAGUAGGACUUGACCCCUCCAUCCACCACAAGUCCCACGACGAAGAGCAGGAACUAAUAUCUUCCUGAUUAACAUCUCUACGACUCUGGCCAACUGGGUACGAUUCUGGGCAUGAACACCUCUGGGUAUCUCCUGACACUUUAGGCAUAUGUGGACACCACCUGGACACGUUUCUAAGUCAAUUACCGGUAAACCUCACUUCAAAUAUAUGUGAAAAAUCUUCAGGCUCAUACCAAUCAAUUUUUAGGACGUCCAGAGGUGGUUGUAGUUGCCAAGAGGCAUGCUUGGGUGUCCGUGGGUGAACUGUGGACACCUAUGGACACUGAAGCAUCAACAGAUGCUCAAAAGUUCCUCGGUGCUCGCCACAAGAGUAGACGGCCCAUUUGAACCUCCAAGCCUUUUACGAGAACUUUACCAGAGAUUUUUUUUACUUGGAAUUUAAGUCCCUGCUCUCUAUUUCUGAAGACAAUGCUUCCUUGAGACACUAACAGAUCUGACUGGGAUCACUGUCGACUCGUCAUGGCAUUACUGUGUCCCUGGCGUCAUUGUGACAUUCCUUAUAGCAGGUGCCAUGGCAGCUAUUGUAAUGCCAACUGUCGCCAUUCCAUUGUGUAAUAUUAGUAUUUAUUUAACCCACAUUAAGGAGUUACUAACUUAUAAGUUUGAGAGAGAGAGAGAGAGAGAGAGAGAGAGAGAGAGAGAGAGAGAGAGAGAGAGAGAGAGAGAGAGAGAGAGAGAGAGAGAGAGAGAGAGAGA